This is a messenger RNA of Plasmopara halstedii, 13578 nucleotides long. RefSeq names its product dynein heavy chain family protein. The record is from RefSeq and is a predicted model, not a curated record. Gene Ontology annotation, molecular function: minus-end-directed microtubule motor activity; ATP binding; ATP hydrolysis activity. Gene Ontology annotation, biological process: microtubule-based movement. NCBI's taxonomy places the organism in Eukaryota, Oomycota, Peronosporomycetes, Peronosporales, Peronosporaceae. The transcript is spliced from 3 exons. Gene Ontology annotation, cellular component: dynein complex. Bases 1 to 13578 code for a protein of 4525 amino acids.
AUGGGAGGUGAAGGUGACAUCCGAGUGGUCGACAAGAAUGAGAUUAAUCCUCUAAAGUUCAUUGAACAACGCGUGGCGUCUUCAUUUCCACAUCUUCUUGGCCCAAGAUUCACAACCAAGUACGCAACCGAACCCAACGAACUUUGCAUUAAGGAGUUUCUCGACAAUGAAGAUGUGACUCUGCUUGCAUUUUCGGGAGAUAACGUCGUUGCGUACAUCAAAAUGCCUGGUACACUGCCUCGAGGCAAAACUGUUUGCUUUACAAAGUUUCGCAAGACAACUAUCACGUCCAAGAACGUUUCAAUCGAUGUAAUGGUGAAUGAAAUCACUUCAAGUAGUAUCGAGUAUCUCGAGCGAAUGAUAGCUGAGAUUUAUCUACCACUUUUUUCAAACGUUGAAAAUCAAGAAGGGUGGGGAGAAGUUGCAUCGAAAGAAGUGGUGGAUAAAUUUCAUUCAUAUAUGGCAUCUGUGUCAAUCAUUAAUGGAGCAAUUAAAGGUGAGACGUGUCUCCCACUGCCACCAAUCGAUGAGAAGGCGACAAAUUCGAGUAUGAGGGUAUCUCUCUUGGAAGGAUCUGUCGUGAUUUGGACCAAACAGAUUAAAAAUGUUUUAAAACAAGACCCUGAAGAUCUUCUGAAGCAAGGACUUUACCCAACACCCGAUGCAGAAAUCGACUUUUGGAAGCUUAAAGCUGCCAACCUUAAUUCAAUCUUUGACCAACUUCAGUCCGCAAAUGUACGGAAAAUUCUAAUGGCAUUAGAUCGAUCGAAAAGCACGUAUUGUACCACUUUUGCUCGGCUUUGUAAAGAAGUUUUCACCGCUCGAAUCGAAGCGAAUGAUAAUAUGAAGUAUCUUCGAACACUUGAGGAGUGGUUUAUACGAUUGAAUAAUGACGAAGAUUUUCCUGCUCUAAUAGAGCUCUUUAAGCCCAUGCUUCACAUCAUUCUCUUGAUUUGGAAAAACUCAAAAUAUUACAACACAUCAGCUCGUCUUGUUGUUCUGAUGCGUGAGAUCUGCAACUCGCUUAUCAAUCAAGCGCGUAAAUACUUGAGUGGCGAGCUCAUUUUUGCUCUCAUUGAUCAAGACGAAGCAGGACAAGCUGUGGAACAGCUCAAGAUUACAAUCCAAGUAUGUUCAGCUUUUAAAAGCACUUACUUGGACUACAAAGCGACUGCAAAUGCGGAAUGUCCUUCCAACCCAUGGCGUAUUCAAGGCAAUGCGCUCUUUGUUCGUCUUGAUACGUUUCUUGAACGUUGUCACGAUAUUCUCGAUCUCACUCAGACAAUUUUACAGUUUAGUAAACUUUCCAAGAUCGAAGUGGGUGGUACCAAGGGAAAGACCUUAACAUUGAGCGUGCAGCAAAUCCAUUCUGACUUUACAGAUGCUGUGAACACGUUUAAACGUGUCUCUAAGGAUAUUAUGGACGUUGGGGCUGUUAGAUUCGACGACAAUUUUUACGAUUUUCGCUGCAAAAUUAAAGAACUUGAACGUCGUCUCGGAUCAGUGCUCACCCAAGGCUUUGAUGACUGCUCUACUAUCAUCGGCCGCUUUAAACUUCUCGAUUCGUUUGAAGGUCUUCUAGAUCGCCCGAUCAUUCAAGAUGAACUGGAAAAGAAACAUGUGGCGCUUGUUCAGAGCUAUGGACAUGACUUGAAACUCGUCCAAGAACUCUUCUUACAGUGUCGUGACGCUCCUCCUAUUAGUCGAAAUCUACCGCCAGUAGCCGGUGCUCUUACAUGGUGUCGUGGACUUGUUGAACGAAUUGAACAUCCGAUGAAAAAACUUCGCGAAUUAAACCAAAAUGUCAUGGAGCGAGAAGAAGCGAAAGAAGUGUACAAAGUUUAUGGGACAAUCAUGGCAUCUUUGCAAGAGUAUGAGAAUCAAAAAGUGGAAGAAUGGAGUCGAGACGUCGAAGCGUCUUCCGAAGUGAAGCUUAAGCUGCCACUCCUGAUACGUCAUCCUCAAACUCGCUGUUUACGUGUAAACUUUGACCCGGCAUUAGAAAAAUUGUUGCGUGAAAUUAAGUACUUGAAAUUGCUUCAUAUUAAUGUUCCACCUUCCGCUCUCCAGAUCUCGGCCAAAGAAGAGACUUUUCGAAAGUAUCGAGAAGAACUCAUGUACAUUGUCGAACCGUAUAAUGCCAUGAUUGAAGGCAUUCAUCCUUUAGAAGAGCCUUUAGUGCGUCGACAUAUUCAAACUAUUGAUGCCUGCGCUGGACGAGGAAUCAAAGAUCUGAAUUGGAAGAGUUCAGGAAUUGACACGUUUAUCGAAGAGUGCCGGAAGGCGGUGGAAGGUGCGAAUGAAAUCGUGAUGAAUCUCAAAGAAAAUCUGGGCGUUAUUCAAGAUACACUUAGUGCGUGGAAUGUUUCACUCUUAGAACGUCAAGCAAAGCCUGUAGCUGUAACUGAACAUGAGCGUCAGCACAAGAGUUACAUUAUCCAGCGGACUUUAAAGAUCCGUGAAGGUGCGACUGAGAUUCACCGACGUUUGAAGCAAUCACAUUCGGGCAUUGUUGGCGUUAAUAGUGCACAGUGGAAAGCUUAUGUUGAUUAUGUGAAUAACAUUGUUGUGAAUGGACUUGCACGCGUCAUUUGUUCAUCGCUUGAGUUCCUUGCCAAGCAAUUAGACCCAACAGGAGGCAAAGACGAUCGAGAGAUGUUAGGAUCCAAAUCCAGCAAUAAUUCUGCGAAUCGCUUACCAAUGCUCGAGAUCAAACUUGAUCUCAUUGCCAAUAGUGUGCAAUUUAAUCCAAGUAUUGGUGAAAAUCAUGGCAAAGGACUCAGUGACACAAUUCAAAUGUGGAUCAACUCAUUCUUUAAUGUCGUAACAGCGGUCAAGCGACUUGAUUCGGAUGGUGGAGGAUCAUAUUUAAAAGAAAUGAAUUCAGAUAUGGCGAUCUCAAUGCUGCUAGCGACGAUUAGUGAUUAUGAAGAAGAAAAUGAAGCAAUGCUUUUGACAUUCAAACGAAAGUAUGACGGAUACAAAUAUCUCUGGGAGUCCGACAUGUCUGCUCAAUUUCAAACUUUUCUGGCUACUGCAACGAUACCAAGCACUCAUGAGAACGCAGAGAUGUUAAACCUAGCCAAGUUUGAUACGGAAAUUACAAAAUACGAACAAGUGGCGAGUGAAAUUGAAAAUCUGACGACACCUACUGACAUUGGCUGGCUUCGUGUAAACUCACAGCCAAUCAAGACAGCAAUGCUUACGUGGGUGAGUAAGUGGAUUUAUCAGCUCACGUCGUAUCUGUACCAGCAUGUCGUCAGCAGAUUAUCGGAACUUCAUGACUUCAUGGAGACUGUAAUCGGAGGAUUGGAGGAACAAGUAGCAGAGAAGAACAAUGAUGCAUUAAAACGAGUGAUGACCCACAUUCGAGAUGUUCGAAAGCAAAUGGGCGCAACAAACGAGUUCUUUGAUCCUUUACGAGAAGCGUUGCAUUUACUUAAAAUACAUGGUAUGAAUGUUGAAGAUACAAAGAUUGGUGAGCAUGCUGUUCAAGAUUAUUUAGAGGCCGCUCCAAUGCAAUGGGAAGCGACUGUCAACAAGAUGUUUAAGAAAAAAGAAGAAAUUAUGCCAUUGCAAAUGGCUGAAGUCGAGUCAAUUAAGGAGGAGCUAGAGUCCUUUUUUCUGGAUAUGCGAAAAUUUCGUAAUGUCUUUCGAGCGACGGCACCUUUUAGCUUUCAAGGGUCUCCAAAUGAUGCGUACAUACAAAUCAACACCUUUGCGUUGGCAUUACAUAAUAAGAUGCAACAAGCUCGUGAGUUUAACGAAUUGGAAGAACUAUUUGAGCUUCAAGUUUCGAAGUACCAAGAGACGGCGGAUACACUGUACGAAUUGCAACAGCUUAAAAAGUGCUGGGAUUUAAAAGAUUUGGUCUUAGCGACAUUUGAUAAUUGGAAAACAAUCAUGUGGACGAGUAUUCAAACCGAUACGUUCGAAGGAUACACUCGAGCAUUUAUGAAGCAACUGAAGAUGGAAGCAUCCGAAAACCAGAUUGUUAAAGGCUGGCAAGUAUACAAAGAUACUGAACAGAUCGUUAAAAAUAUGGCAACAGUGCUACCAUUAAUCAAUGAUUUGCAUUCGGAAGCGAUGCAAAAUCGUCAUUGGAAAGCGCUGUCUACCAUUUGUCAUGUUAAGGCUAUUGAUCCAAAAGAUCCGAAGCUUAGCUUUGCUGAUCUUUUAAAACUUGAUCUCCACUUGCAUGUGGAUGACGUGGGUGAAAUUGUUGAGACAGCAAAUAAAGAAAAAAAGAUUGAAAAAAAGUUAAAAGUGAUCGAAGAAUUGUGGCAAAGGCUAACUCUUGAAUACGUACCUCACAAAGAUUCGGGCACUUUUAUCGUUAAACCUUCAGAAGAAGUAGUCGAGUCUCUCGAAAGCAACCAACUUGAAUUACAGACGAUGAUCGGGAUGGGAAAGUUUGUCGAGUUUUUCAAAGAUCGUGUACUGGCUUCUCAGAAAAUAUUGGGUCAUGUCGAAGAAGUGUUAAGAGAAUGGGUAUCGGUUUCGAAACAAUGGGCUUCACUUGAAAGCAUCUUUUUGAGCUCGCCAGAUAUUCGGAAUCAGCUACCUGACGAUACCCGAACAUUCGAGUCUAUUGAUUCAAAUUUCAAGGAUUUAAUGAAAAAUGCAAUAAUGGAACCGAAUGUUGUUGCAGCCUGUUCAGUUGAUAAUCGUCUAGAGUCACUGAAAGAGAUGACGUCAAUGCUUGAAAAAUGUCAGAAAUCGUUAAACGAAUAUCUGGACAAGAAAAAAAAGAUUUUUCCUCGCUUUUACUUUGUAUCAAAUGUGGCACUGCUCGAGAUUUUAUCUAAUGGCAACAGUCCAAAGAAAAUCAUGCCGUUUCUUGGCGAUUGCUAUGAUUCACUGUGUAAUCUCAUUUUUGAAGACAACUCACCAAACACUGCACAUACAAUGGUAGCAAAAGAUGGCGAGGAGGUCAAGUUACCAAAAGUAUUUGUCAUGGCUGGUGCCGUUGAAAGCUGGCUUAAUGAAUUGACUGAAGCAAUGCGACAUUGUUUACGGAAAGAAAUGCACGACGCGGUUGAAACUGCUGCAAAUUGGGACGUUGACAAACCGCGUCAUCAAUGGCUCUUUGAUUAUCCAGCGCAAGUCGUACUGAACGCGACUCAAAUUUACUGGACAGAAGAAACUGAAAUGGCAUUGGAAGAAUUCGAAAAUGGACAGGAAGAUUCGGUUAAGAGAUACUUAACAGUCUGCAAUCAACGCUUAGAACAACUUAUCACUUUGGUGUUAGGAAAUCUGUCGAAUUCAGAUCGUUGCAAGAUCAUCGCGUUGAUUACGCUUGAUGUUCACUCUCGUGAUGUUGUAAAAAAGCUCGUUGAUGAAAAGGUCGAAGGACCACUAAGUUUUAUGUGGCAACAGCAACUUCGAUUUAUUUGGCGACAAGAGAAUUACGAUGUUGAUAUUCGCAUCACCGACUUUCGUUCCAAGUAUUCUUAUGAAUGGAUUGGAAACACUGGUCGUCUAGUUAUCACUCCACUGACUGAUCGCUGUUAUAUUACACUAACAAUGGCGUUAAGACUGUUUUUAGGAGGAGCUCCUGCUGGUCCUGCAGGGACUGGAAAGACCGAGACAACAAAAGAUUUGGCGCGAGCAAUGGCCUUAUGUUGCUAUGUCUUUAAUUGUUCAGAUCAAAUGAAUUACCAAACUAUGGCCGAUAUCUUUCGUGGAUUGUGCCAAACUGGUACUUGGGGUUGCUUUGAUGAAUUUAAUCGCAUUAACAUUGAAGUCUUAAGUGUCGUGGCUACUCAAGUCAAGUGUAUUCAAGAUGCUAUUGUACUCAACGCUGUUCCUGGAAAUCGCGAACCAAAGUACCAGUCUCUACCUGCUGGGACACCACCUGUUAUUGUUGGCGAGUUUGAAUUUAUGGGAGCUUCUGAUCGCAUCACGCUUAUUCCAACAUGUGGCUUUUUCAUUACAAUGAAUCCUGGCUACGCUGGUCGUACCGAGUUGCCAGAAAAUCUCAAAGUGCUCUUUCGAUCUUGUGCGAUGAUUCGACCCGAUUUGAAGCCAAUUUGUGAAAACAUGCUCAUGUCGGAAGGAUUUCAGCAAGCUCGUACAUUGGCUAUCAAGUUUGUGACACUUUACGAGCUAAGUAGCGAGCUCUUGUCGAAACAAUUUCACUAUGAUUGGGGUCUUCGAGCUGUAAAGUCUGUGCUUCGUGUUGCUGGAAUUUUAAAACGCGCUGAACCGGAUGUUGAGGAAGAUAAAGUGCUGAUGCGAGCAUUACGAGAUUUUAAUACGCCAAAGAUCCCGUAUCACGAUACACCAAUCUUUCUUCGUUUGAUAAACGAUCUCUUUAUUGGCGUGGAAGUGGCUCCAAAGGUAAACUUGGGGCUACGAGAUAAGGCAGUAACAGAAUUAAUUGAUGUGCGACACUCUGUCAUGCUUCUUGGUCCAGCAGGAUGUGCGAAGACUACAACGUGGCAAGCUUUGGCUAAGUGUUGGAAUCUUGGAAAAGACAAGAAAGUUUGUGUAUAUGAGACGUUGAAUCCUAAAGCUGUUACUUCAGACGAACUGUAUGGAUACAUGACAUUGUCUAAGGAUUGGAAAGAUGGAGUGUUAUCGAUUAUUAUGCGUGGUAUGGCCAAAAACUACUCGGAACAGGGUUUCUAUGAAAGUCAGACAUACAAGUGGGUUGUACUUGAUGGAGAUAUUGAUGCUGUGUGGAUCGAGUCAAUGAACACGGUCAUGGACGACAAUAAAGUGUUGACCUUGGUGUCAAAUGAACGGAUUCCACUGAGUAAUGCCAUGCGAAUGGUUUUUGAGAUUAAUUCAUUGAAAAAUGCUACUCCUGCUACUGUCUCUCGCGCUGGAAUUCUCUUUAUCAAUGAAAUUGAUGUCGGAUGGCGGCCAUUUAUGGAAUCGUGGGUGGCUAAACGAGAAGAAGAAGUGGAACGAACAUAUUUGCCAGGACUUUUCGACAAAUAUAUAGAUCCGAUCUAUGAUCUCAUGCGAAAAGGAUACAAGCAAGUAGCCCCCGUGCGUUUAAUUAAUCAAGUAUCCACCAUUUGCUUCUUACUGGAAGGGUUAUUGCAAAAUAUUGCAAUUGAAAAGAAAAGUCCAGACGUUAUGGAGUCGAUCUUUGUUUUCUGUGCAACGUGGGCUUUUGGCGGACCAUUAAUUGUUGAUAAAAGUAUCGACUAUCGCAAGAAUUUUCAUGAACUCUGGUGUUCAACAUUCACUACCGUCAAGUACCCAAAAGAAGGAUUAUGUUUUGAUUACUUUUACAAUCUCGAAUCAGGUGAUUUUGAAAGCUGGAGCUCCAAAGUCCCGAAAUACUCACCGAGUUCCAUUGGAAACGGACCAGCUGAUACGCCUUUUAACUCAAUUGUUAUCAGUACUAACGAUUCGGUACGCAUUCGUUUUCUUGUUGAGACUCUCGUUGCUCGUCAGCGACCUGCAAUGCUCGUAGGUGGUAGUGGAACAGGCAAGACAACAAUUCUUAAGAACUUUUUACGUGAUUUAGACGAUGAUAUGCUCUAUUCAACGAUCAAUAUGAAUUAUUACACGGAUUCAGCCAAAUUACAGCAACAAUUGGAAUCAGUCAUUGACAAACGUUCGGGACGAAUGUUUGGUCCUCCAGCCACGAAAAAGUUAAUUUACUUUAUCGAUGAUUUGAAUUUACCAUAUAUUGAAACGUAUGGAACACAAAAUUCCUUAGCACUGUUGCGUCAACACAUGGAUUAUAAGACAUUCUUUGAUCGAACAGACUUGGGCUUUCGAAAGGAAGUCGUGGAUGUCCAAUACUUGUCAGCUAUGAAUCCUACAGCUGGUUCUUUUGUGAUUGACGAACGAUUGCAACGUCAUUAUGCUCUUUUUGCUUGUAUGAUGCCUGGUCGAGAAGAUUUAAAAACGAUUUACAAUUCAAUCUUAAAAGGACAUCUGCAAAGUGCCAGCUUUGUAACACCAGUGGUUGCUAUUUGUGAUCACAUAGUAAAUGCAUCGAUAUUGUUACAUGAAGAAAUGGUCAAUCGAUUCCUUCCAAGCGCCACGAAGUUUGUUUAUAAUUGGAAUAUGCGUGAAUUGUCAAAUAUUUUUCAAGGACUUACAAGAUCAAAAGGUGAGUUUUUUCCAACUCCAUUAUCAUUCGCUCGACUCUGGGUACACGAAGCAACUCGCGUGUUUUGCGAUCGUUUAAUCAAUGAAGAAGACAUUUUGAAAUUUAAUGAUCGUAUUCGAGACGUCAUGAAAAAGACAUUACCAGAGUUGGAUCAAAUAGCUCUUUUUGAUGAUCAAACUUCAUCGUCUUCUGGCGUCGACGACAAUGCGCCAGUUUCCGUGAAUAUCUUCACGACAUUUGCAACUCCAGUUGCUGGUUCAGACAGUGGUUACAUACCUGUGACUUCCAUGAAGGCAUUGAAUAAAGUGUUGAUAGAACAGCUUGAUGACUACAAUUCCAAGUAUUCUAUGAUGAAUUUAGAGCUUUUUGAUAAUGCUAUGGAACAUGUUACGCGUAUUUGCCGUAUCAUUGGCAAUCCAGGAGGAAAUGCAAUGCUCAUUGGUGUGGGUGGAAGCGGUAAACAAUCCCUCUCUCGUCUUGCAUCUCACAUUUGUGGUUUUGAUGUGCGUCAAUUGUCAGUUACGUCAAAUUUUCGUAUUGAAGAUUUAAAAGAAAGUUUGGCCGAAAUGUUUAAAAUUGCGGGUGUUCAAGGAUUGCCUCUUGUGUUUCUCAUUACUGACUCACAGAUUGUCAACGAACGAUUUCUGGUUUAUAUAAACGAUAUGCUCUCAUCCGGUUGGAUUCCUGAUUUGUUUCCAAGAGAAGAUUUGGAUGGAUUGUUAGGAAGUUUACGUAGCGAAGCUAAAGCAAAUGGCGUUCCAGAUGCUAUGGAUGCUCUCAUGGACUUUUUACUAUUGCGAAUUCGUCUUAAUUUUCGUGUCAUCAUGUGUUUUUCUCCUGUUGGCGCUGUCUUUCGUGUGCGAGCACGUCGUUUUCCAGGUCUUGUCAAUUGUACUGUUAUCGAUUGGUUCCACCCGUGGCCUCGUGAUGCUUUAGUGCGUGUAGCUUCCAGUUUUCUCGAGAAAUUUGACGAUGUUGGUGACACUUCAUUGCAGCGUAACUUGGCAAAUCACAUGGCUGAUGUGCACAUUUCAGUCACCGAAAUGAGCAAGACGUACUUUGAGACACAGCGUCGAUACAAUUAUGUGACUCCUAAAAGUUUUCUUGAACUCAUUAGUUUCUACGAAGUAUUGCUGAAGCAGCGCAAAGAAGAUAUACAACGUCAAAUUUCACGCCUGGAUGACGGUCUUUCCACACUGCGAAAAACAUCAGCUGAUGUAGCAGAAUUGCAAGUUGAUCUCAAACAUACAAUGGUGAAGGUUGCCGAGAAACAAGCAUCGACGGAUCAAUUACUAGAGCAAAUGGGACGCGAAAAAGCCGGAGCUGAAGUACAACAAGAAAAUGCGAACAAGGAGAAGCUCAAGGCCGAAGCAGCUAGCGCAGCUGCAGCCGAGCUCGCAGCUGAAGCUGAAAAAGAAUUGAGUCAAGCAAAACCAGCCAUGGAUGCUGCAGCUGCAGCUGUCGAUUGUCUAUCAAAACCUGCUAUUACAGAACUGAAAAGUCUCCCAAAACCACCAGCUGGAGUCGACAAUGUCACGAAAGCAUGUCUCAUUUUGGUUGAAAAAGAAUAUAAAAAUCACAAAUGGGAUCGUGCGAAAAAGAUGAUGAAUAAUGCUGGUGCAUUCUUAGAUGCUUUGAAAGUUUUCAAAGGGGAAGACAUUCCUGAAGCCGAUAUUGCACGAAUUGAGCCAUUGAUUGCGGACCCAGAAUUUACUGCUGAAAAAAUGGCAUCUAAGAGUUCUGCUGCAGCGAAUAUUUGCUCUUGGGUUGUAAAUAUCUAUACGUUUAAUCGCAUUUACGUGCGUGUGAAACCUCUUAUGGACUCACUCGAGACUUCAAAGAAGAAAAAAGAAGAGGCUGAAGAACAAUUAGCACGUGCGAUGGGACAAGUAGCAGAAGUACAAAAGCGACUGGAAGCUCUUGAACAUACCUUAUGUCAAGCAACAGAGGAGAAACUCAAAGUGGAAGAAAUGAAAGAAACGUGUGAAAAUCGAUUGUUGUUAGCGGGGAAAUUAGUGAAUGGCUUGGCAAGUGAAAAUGAGCGAUGGGGAGUUGAGAUUGAACAGCUUAAAUACUCCGGUGUAAUGGUUGUUGGGAAUUCUUUGUUGGCUGCUGCAUUUGUCUCGUAUAUUGGUGCAUUUGAUCAAACAGUGCGGAAAGAAUUAUGGCAAAAUACAUGGUUUCCAGAUCUAGUAGCAAAAGGAAUUCCUAUUACUGGAGGAAUUGAUCCUUUGUCCAUGUUGACAACGGAAGGCAAGAACGCUAAAAUGAUGAGUGAAGGACUACCGGCUGAUCGUAUUUCCAUUGAAAAUGGUGCUAUUAUCACGAGCUGCAAGCGCUGGCCACUUGUGAUUGAUCCGCAAUUGCAAGGUAUCAAAUGGCUCCGAGAAAAAGAAAAGGAGCGUGGCCUUGUGGUGUUGCAGCUAAGUCAGAAUCAGUGGCUACGAAAGACUGAGACGGCAAUUGUAAAUGGCCACGUUCUCAUUAUUGAAAAUAUUGGAGAAGAGAUUGAUGCGACGCUAGAUCCUGUUCUUGGACGUGCUGUCUACAAGAAAGGUUCGAAUCUUUUCUUGAAAUUGGCUGGUGAAGAGGUUCAAUACGAUCCAAAUUUUUUCAUGUAUUUACAAACAAAGCUAUCGAAUCCCCACUAUAAACCCGAAAUCGCUGCUCAAUGUACGUUGAUUAACUUUAUUGCUACAGAAAGUGGUCUCGAGGAUCAAUUACUCGAAAAAGUUGUUAAAAAAGAACAGCCAAAACUUGAAGCACAGAAGCAAGAACUCGUGCUUGCUUUUCAGAAAUUCAAGAUCGAUCUUGUGGAAUUAGAAGAUCAAUUGCUUGAACGUCUUGCCAAUGCGCCCGAUGAUAUUUUGAGUGACGUUCCUCUAAUCGAAAGUUUAGAAGAAACGAAGAAAAAGGCGACAGAUAUCUCGAUUUCAGUGAAAAAGAAUCAAGAGACGGAAAUUGUGAUCAACAAUACUCGAGAAUUGUAUCGUCCAGUGGCAGCAGAAGGUGCUAUGCUUUACUUUCUACUCACGACAUUAAGUGCUAUUGAUCACAUGUAUCGCUAUAGUCUCGACUCGUUCAUCACUUUUUUUUACAGCUCGAUUGAUCGUGCAACACAGAGUGACAAACAAAGCGAACGUGUCUUAAAUCUGCGUGAAUCACUGCGAAUUACAAUCUUUACAUGGGUCUCGCGAGGUCUUUUUGAAGCACACAAGCUCAUCUUUCUCUCUCAACUUACGUUUAAUCUCAUGCGCCGUGGCAUCUUAGGUGACGAUGUGCGCGUUCACGAAACGUACAUGCAAUUUCUAUUGCGUGGUCCGAAAAAAGUAGCACCAGGCGGCGAAGGAGAAGAGGCGAAUCCCAUUGAAUGGUUGCCGUCAGCUCAAUGGAAUGCAAUUACCAUGUUAGCACAACUGGAUGAAUUUCAAAAACUGCCACAAGAUUUAAAAGAAGCAUCAUCGCGUUUUCGUGAAUGGUACAAUCAUGUGACCCCCGAGACAGAAAAACUGCCAUUAGAUUGGGCAGGACUUGAUCGCACUCCUUUCUUGAAGCUUUUAGUAGUACGAUGUUUGCGUCCUGAUCGAAUGACAGUGGCAGUGAAUGAAUUUGUACGUCAAGUUCUACCUAACGGAAGUAGUUACUGCGAUUGCGAUUCAGCCUUAAAUGCUUUGCAAGUGAUGGAUGCUUCGUAUUUAGAUUCAACCCCAACAACUCCUUUAUACUUUAUCUUGUCUCCAGGCGCUGAUGUUGUAGCAGGAGUGGAUAAACUCAGUAUUAAAUAUGGUUUUGAGCGUGGUGUAAGUUACCACAAUGUUUCCAUGGGUCAAGGUCAAGAUGUGUUCGCAAUGGAUCGAUUGGAAGUAGCUCAUCGAAAUGGUCAUUGGGUUAUCCUUAAUAAUAUUCAUCUCAUGCCUCGUUGGUUAUUGACUCUUGAAAAGAAAUUGGAUGAGUUUGCGCUAGAGGGUUCUCACAAAAACUUUCGCUUAUUUUUGACCUCCGAUCCAUCGAUGUCGAUUCCAAUCGGAGUUUUAAAUCGAUGUAUCAAAUUGACAAAUGAACCGCCUUCUGGAUUAAAAGCAAAUCUAAAACGAGCUUUUGUUAGUUUUCCAAAAGAAUAUAUUGAAGAAGCAGAAGGAAAAGUCAAGUCAAUUCUCUUUGGACUAUGUCACUUUCAUGCUGUGCUCAUGGAACGUAAAAUGUAUGGACCAUUGGGUUUUAAUAUGAUGUAUCCCUUUUCAUUAGGAGAUUUACGCGAUUCAGCAAUUUGCUUGCAAAACUACUUGGAAAGCUCAGCAGGUGGGAAAAUACCAUGGGCAGAUCUUCGUUAUAUCUUUGGAGAAAUCAUGUAUGGUGGUCAUAUUGUAAAUGAUUUUGAUCGGUUGUUAGCCAAUACAUAUCUAGGUUUUUACAUGCGUGACGAAUUAUUAGACGAGAUGGAAAUGUUUCCUUACGUUGGCGAUGAAAGAGGUCCGUCAUUUCUGUGUCUUGCUCCAUCGUCUUAUGAUAAAUAUCUCGAACACAUUGAAACGGAACUCAAAACCGAUUCUCCUUUAGCUUUUGGACUUCAUCCAAAUGCUGAGAUUGAUUUUCGUACAACCCAAUCGGAAAAUCUAUUCCGUACUUUAAUGGAAUUGCAACCUCGAGAUGCUGCGACUGGAGAUGCUGCUAUGAGUCCAUUAGAACUAGCAAAGCAAGGAUUAGAAAUGGUUAUGUCACGAAUUGGCGAGAAAAAGUUUGACUGUGAUGAAAUUUCUCGAAGUUUGGAAGAAUUAGGACCAUACCAGAAUGUUUUUAUUCAAGAAUGUGAAGCUAUGAAUGGAUUGCUGGCUGAAGUGGUACGUUCACUCAAUGAAUUAUCACUCGGAUUUGCUGGCGAAUUGACAAUGUCGGAUGCAAUGGAAGCCGUUCAAGAAUCGUUGUUUCUUGAUCGUGUACCAAAAUCGUGGGAAAAACUUGCUUUUCCUUCCAUGCGUCCACUUGGAUCAUGGUUAACAAAUCUUGAAGCUCGACUUCAGCAACUUGAAGAAUGGACGCAAAACCCCGUGGAUAUUCCACGUGUUACUUGGAUAUCAGGUAUGUUUAACCCGCAGUCGUUUUUAACAGCUAUAAUGCAAGUGACGGCUCAAAAGAAUCAAUGGGAGUUAGAUAAACUUGUGAUUCAAACAGACGUGUUGAAACGACGCAAUGGUGAAGUUGAUACUUCAUCACGCGAUGGAGCGUAUAUUCAUGGAUUGUAUCUCAUGGGUGCCCGUUGGGAUGUCCAGAAUAAUACGGUCGAUCGAUCACAUCCGAAGGAAAUGUUCUCCCCAAUGCCAAUUAUAAACUGCAAAGCUGUUGCUGCUGAUAAACUUGAUGUGAAAGGAUCUUAUGUAUGUCCGUGUUAUAAGACUGAGUUCCGUGGACCUACGUACGUUUUUUCAGCACAACUUAAGUCCAAGUCACCACCUGCACGAUGGAUUUUGGCAGGCGUUGCCCUCAUCAUGGACAUUGUUUAG